GGCUGUCGUUGUUGAAUGGCCCUGAAAGCGCUGAGUUAGGGGCGAGUGCAACCGAACAUUAUGGCAAGUUACGAUGGGAACUUCUUUCCGUGCUAUGUGAUUGCGACGACAAGAACGGCCAGCAGUAGCGUGUCGCCGAUUUCGUCUUUGCCGACAUCGAACAAGUACAGCUCGCCGGACCGUGGCAAGGACCCGAAGUGUUGCGGUCUGCACUGCGUCGUCUUUCAUUGUGAUGUGAGAGAUCGUAACGCACAGAGACUGCCGGAUGCAUACGAAAGCCUACCAGCAGGGAGUGACUGUGCCAUUUUUCUCUUUACGUCUCAGGUAUUCAGGAAGCGGCAACAGCCACAGGAAGUAGCCAUCUUAUCCAGCACGUUAUGGGUAGAACUUGGCGGCUCCUGCCUUCCGCCACCAUCCUGUCUCGACUGCGUCCACUAGAGAGUUGGCAACCUUAGUGAUGAUGCCAAGCAGGCCAAUGGCAGACGGCAAGAUGCAGGUAAAUACAUGCAAUCCAGCAGUGUCUUCUUGACCGAAGCAGCCUGUAGCCACUCGGCAAUGAAUUAACCUGGAAGUAGUUCCACUAUUCCACGUCCCACUAUUGGUGCAGCAAUGCUCAAGUCCACGCAAUUUGUUUUAGCCGCCAAAAGGCUAUGUGGAUUAGACGAACCAUGAUGCACAUUUUGAUACUAGUGGAAACCACUUAUAGAAUUUCUUCUUGCUUAGCACUCAAACUACUUUGA
This is a messenger RNA of Dermacentor silvarum, 740 nucleotides long. RefSeq lists its product as uncharacterized. NCBI's taxonomy places the organism in Eukaryota, Metazoa, Arthropoda, Arachnida, Ixodida, Ixodidae. The record is from RefSeq and is a predicted model, not a curated record. The transcript is spliced from 3 exons. The coding region runs from base 61 to 438 and encodes 125 amino acids.